GUCUCUUUUUCUCCCCUGCAGCCGAAAAUGAACCCAGCCAUCACCAACGCCCCCACCUUUGAAAUUGAAAAUUUCCCAGAUCUGCUGUCUUCUUCCUCCUUUGCCACCGGUUGCUGCUGGUGGUCCCUGUGGAAGCCCGCCAAUUUUUCCACCAGCUCUUCCCCAUACCUACCAGCUCCAGCCUUGCUUGCUGAGAAUUUCUGGUAGGUUGGCUUCUCUAAUUUUCGACAAUUGGUUGAUUAAUUGCUGCCUUGUUGAGUUUAAUUGGUUGUAUGGGUGCCCUUAUGUUGUCCGAAAAUUCUGUUGAAAUAGUGAGAAUUUCGGCAACUUGAGAAUGGGUUUUGGUUGAUGGUUUAUGUAGGAAAAUUGGUGGGUGGGACUGUUGUGGUGAUGUCCGAAAGAAAAAGGGAAAAAUGGAAAUAAAAGCCUUGUUCCCCA
Molecule: messenger RNA, 438 nt
Organism: Rubroshorea leprosula
Lineage: Eukaryota; Viridiplantae; Streptophyta; Magnoliopsida; Malvales; Dipterocarpaceae
Source: the annotation of a GenBank genome assembly